CUUGUGCCUUUUCUAUAAUCCGCCAAACACAGCCCCAUGCCUCUCUGCUCUCCAAUCCUUUUGUUAUUUAAUAUUUCCUUUGAUUUCUUUUUCUCACAAGUCUUGCCUUCAAAUUCAUCCACUCUUGAUAAUUUUCAUUUUGUUCUGUAACUUUUUGCUGGUAAAGGUCGGUCUCUUCUUUGCCUUGUGUUGGCACUUGGGAACUAUAUUACGGGCGAUGCAGAGUGGUUCAACCGUGUCAAAGGAAGAUAAUUUGGUCAUGUCUUCGGAGGAUUCUUCUUGCCCAGAUGAGGCUGACCUUGAAUUGGGUCUUGGCUUAAGCCUUUCUCGUCCUCCUGGGAUGAAGUCCCAGCCACCUUCCACGAAUCAAUUUGCCAGAAUAUUAACGGCUAAAGAUUUUCCUUCUAUGGUUUCUUCUCGUUCUGCAACUUCAUUAGCCUCAUCAACCUCCUCCUCAUCUUCUUCCUCUUCCUCUCCUUCCUCUGUGACCAGGCCUAACGCCACUGCUGGCACCAAGAGAACUGCCGAUUCUGUUGUUGCUGCUAAUGGCCCCAGUCAGGUUGUUGGAUGGCCUCCUGUGGGAGCAUAUCGAAUGAAUAGCUUUAACAAUCAUGCAAAGUCAACUGUCACUAACGUGUUCAACUCAGUGACAGAGAAAAGUAAGAGCAAUAAUACAGAGGCAAGGAGGAGUACUGAUAAUGGCAUCGAUAAUAGCAAUGCUAAUGCCAAAGGUAAUGGGCACCUGAAGAGUUCCUCGUUUGUGAAGGUAAAUGUGGACGGGUUACCAAUUGGAAGGAAGGUUGAUUUGAGUGCUCAUAAUUCCUAUGAAAGCUUAGCACUUGCUUUGGAGGAGAUGUUCGAUGAACAUGCUGCAACUGUUUCUAGUAAAAGAUCAAAUGGAGAAGAACAUGGCGUUAUAGUCGGAGGAGCGGAAAGACGGUCAAAAUGGCUGGAUGGAUCUUCCAAGUUUGUACUUACUUAUGAAGACAAGGAUGGAGACUGGAUGCUUGUUGGGGAUGUACCUUGGGGGAUGUUUCUAAGCUCAGUGAGGAGGCUGAGGAUCAUGAGAACGUCUGAGGCUAAUGGACUGGCACCAAAGUCUGAAGAAAAGAACAGCAGGCAGAGAAGUUUGCGCGCAUAGAUCUUGCGGGUGGCUCCGAUAGAUAGAGAAGAAAAGGAAUAAUAAGAAAAGAAAUACAGGAUUUUGAGAUUUAAAAUGAUCGCACCGCGUUUUGUUUUGUUUCGUUUCGUUUCUGGCUUAAUUGUUGGUUGUUUGAUUGUCUAGUCUAUUUGUGACUUGACCCUCCAUGAAAUUCAGCUGGAGGACUUGGGCGCCAUAGAUGGUUAUGUAAGUCCACGUGAUUUCUUAACUGGAAAGAACGGAUUGUUUGGCAUUUGAUUAUAGUCAUUGUCGUGCUUGAACAGUGAUUUUUAAUGUC
Molecule: messenger RNA, 1439 nt
Organism: Neltuma alba
Lineage: Eukaryota; Viridiplantae; Streptophyta; Magnoliopsida; Fabales; Fabaceae
Product: auxin-responsive protein IAA11
Exons: 5
Coding region: 218-1141 (307 amino acids)
Biological process (GO): regulation of DNA-templated transcription
Cellular component (GO): nucleus
Source: RefSeq, a predicted model, not a curated record